AUGGCCCGUGCUUGUUUCUUGCUUUCGUUAAAUCAUAUGCUUUGUGGAAUUUUUGUCAAAUUAGCGUUUUGCGUCUGUGAUGUGUUUUGUCGUCUGCGCUGGCAGCCUGAUAUCAAGAUUGACAUCCCAAGGAUCCCGAAAAAGAAGUCCUUGAUUGCUGCAAUGGAAGCUGCUGAUGUGAAGAACAAAUGGGAGAACAGCUCCUGGGGAAGGAAGUUGAUCGUGCAGAAGCGGAGAGCGUCCUUGAAUGAUUUUGACAGGUUCAAGGUCAUGUUGGCUAAGAUCAAGAGAGGAAGUGCUAUCAGGCAAGAGCUCGGGAAGCUGAAGAAGCAAACUGCAGCUUAGAGGACAGUUUAUUAUUAUCUGCUCAAUUGAUUUCCUCUAGUAGUUACUUUCUUGAACUUCAGAAGUAGUCAUUUGCUGGUUUAGUUUGUACUCCUUGGAUACUUCUGAUGGCCCGUGCUUGUUUCUUGCUUUCGUUAAAUCAUAUGCUUUGUGGAAUUUUUGUCAAAUUAGGUUUACAAAGUUUUGGGACGCUUGAGUAAUUU
This is a messenger RNA of Asparagus officinalis (garden asparagus), 548 nucleotides long. Its product is annotated as 60S ribosomal protein L14-1-like. Gene Ontology annotation, biological process: translation; ribosomal large subunit biogenesis. The coding region runs from base 1 to 345 and encodes 114 amino acids. The record is from RefSeq and is a predicted model, not a curated record. The transcript has 4 exons. Gene Ontology annotation, cellular component: cytosolic large ribosomal subunit; ribosome. Gene Ontology annotation, molecular function: structural constituent of ribosome; RNA binding. Lineage: Eukaryota; Viridiplantae; Streptophyta; Magnoliopsida; Asparagales; Asparagaceae.